Messenger RNA from Daphnia carinata, 580 nucleotides. RefSeq lists its product as uncharacterized. The transcript has 3 exons. The record is from RefSeq and is a predicted model, not a curated record. Lineage: Eukaryota; Metazoa; Arthropoda; Branchiopoda; Diplostraca; Daphniidae. Bases 77 to 580 code for a protein of 167 amino acids.
UUGUGCCACGUACACCAAAUAGUGCUUUAGUUCAUCUGAAAAAAAAAGUGAACGGACCAAGUUCGAAAAACAUAGAAUGUUUGCUGCGCAAGGUGACAGCUCUGAGAAUGCUGCGACGGCCAACCGAGUAACGCUAGAGCGCAAUAUCCAAGAGCCCAGCCCAACCCCACGAGAUGAAACACCGGUUGAAUUGAAAGACGAAGACAUACCCUUACUUAAGGAGGAAACUCCAAUUGUCGAUAAUGGUGAACUUUUCAGAGGAUACAUUCUAAAAGAUGGAAGCCAAGUUCCUCAAUGUUUGGGAGAGAAAAGGAGAGUAAUUAUGAAAGGGUUCUACAACUACAACUGCGAUGUUCAAGUAGCCAUCGUAAAAUUGCCAGUGUCCACCAACGAGCAGAAGAAAGAAAUUGGACGAGAGGUUCGAAUAUUGAAAGAACUAAAAGCGCACGAAAAUUUUAUCCGCUAUUCUACUCACGAAAUGAGCCCGGACUUUGUGUAUGAAUCAGCAACCUGCGUACCUUGCACUAGAACUGUGUCUGUGUUCUGUGGCAGAACUUUUGGAUCGAAAGCUCAAAAAUAA